Molecule: messenger RNA, 1224 nt
Organism: Cottoperca gobio
Lineage: Eukaryota; Metazoa; Chordata; Actinopteri; Perciformes; Bovichtidae
Product: vascular cell adhesion protein 1-like
Exons: 7
Coding region: 1-1176 (391 amino acids)
Source: RefSeq, a predicted model, not a curated record
AUGUUGACAGCCAACAUGUUGCUGUGUGUCCUCUUUGUGUCAGGUGCUUACGCUGCUUGUUUUCCAGCGUUAAACCUUAUAGUUAAAACACCUCGGGAGAUGGAAGCACUGAGUGGAUCCUGUCUGCAUAUCCCAUGUACCUUCAGUACUGUCGGUAACUCAUUAGGGACAUUUGACCGAACAAGACCAACCUUCGGUGUGUGGAUAAUAAGUAACAACCAUUUUGCCGACGAUCCAAACAAUGUGAGCAGCAGCGACAAGGUACAAAUCUAUCCAAUGCGUAUCACUGGAGACCUGAGUCAAAACAACUGCACCACUUUAUUUUCCAGUUUAAUCUCAAGUUACACGAACACAUACUUGUUCAGAAUAGUGAACGAGCCAUUUCUGGGAACAGCUGCUUGUGAUCCUCUUCAAAUAAAAGUUAAAGAUUCUCCUCCGAGCCCCACAAUUGAUAUCUCAGGUGAUGUGAAGGAGAACGUGUCUGUCACUAUAAGCUGCUCCGCUGCAACUCCCUGUCCACACGACCCUCCUCAACUCACCUGGACUCUCCAACAAAACCCCGACAACAUAAUAAAGGAAAACGCAGAUCGGACCUUCACAACUGAAAUCCAGAAGACCUUCAUUCUGUCAGACCAACAUGAUGGAUUGAACAUCACCUGCUCUGCCAGUUAUCCUGUGAAUGAAGGGACAGAUCACAAGACAGCAGAGGAGACAAAGACUCUCAAUGUUUCAUAUGCUCCCAAGAACACCUCAACGUCCAUCAGUCCAUCCUCAGGUUGGGCAACAGACAGCAGGGUGAACCUGAGCUGCUCCAGCACAGCCAACCCUCCCGUCAGCAGCUUCACCUGGUUCAAGAAGAGCAACGAUGGAGCCGUCAGAGUGUCUGAAGGAAGAUGUUACAGCUUCAAUGUGACAGGUGGAGGGGUUUAUUACUGUGUGGCCACAAAUGGUCUCGGUAAUCAAACCUCUUCAGACAUCCAGCUCACUAUAGAAGGUGAGCAUCAGUCUGGACCGGUUGAUGUUGAAGUUAUAGUGAAGAUCCUGGGAAUCAUAAUGCUCGUCAGUACAAUGAUCAUCUUUGAAUGCUGGUUUAGAUCAAGACAUGCCACCAAACCAGUGAAGGACGCAGUAGAAGCAGACUAUGUCAACAGUGUGGUUGAGUUAAAACCAUCCUGAGUCACAAGGAGAGGAGGAAGAUGUUAUGUUCACUAUAAGGUGAACAAA